Rhagoletis pomonella (apple maggot) is the source of this 438-nucleotide messenger RNA. RefSeq lists its product as uncharacterized. The coding region runs from base 1 to 438 and encodes 145 amino acids. Lineage: Eukaryota; Metazoa; Arthropoda; Insecta; Diptera; Tephritidae. The record is from RefSeq and is a predicted model, not a curated record. The transcript has a single exon.
AUGACUGAACCGAACGAGCAAUAUUUCCACACAAAAAAAAGAUAUAAAAAAUCUCAUUGUGAUAUCCAAAACUUCAUUCCGGGACAGGUGUUUUCCUAUAAAUCAAUCGACGCAGUUAUCAAGCAGGAUGAAGUAGUCAACUAUCCAACUGAAUUUCUGAAUUCGCUGGAAUUUCCUAAACUACCACCUCACAAUUUGAAAUUAAAAGUAGGCUCACUGAUCAUCAUGUUGCGUAACAUUAAUCAACCUCGACUAUCCAAUGAAACGGGACUGGCUGUGAGAAAGGUAUUGAAUAACGUCAUCGAGGCAACGAUCAUCAAGAGUAAAGCCAAAGGGGAGGGUAUUUUAAUUCCGCGUAUCCCGAUGAUUUCAACGGCCUUGCCAUUCGAUUUUAUGCGGCUGCAAUUCCCCGUGCGUUUACUCUUCACUACUAACUAA